Spinacia oleracea (spinach) is the source of this 1005-nucleotide messenger RNA. Its product is annotated as ubiquitin-like-specific protease 1. The coding region runs from base 152 to 874 and encodes 240 amino acids. The record is from RefSeq and is a predicted model, not a curated record. The transcript has 6 exons. Gene Ontology annotation, molecular function: cysteine-type peptidase activity. NCBI's taxonomy places the organism in Eukaryota, Viridiplantae, Streptophyta, Magnoliopsida, Caryophyllales, Amaranthaceae. Gene Ontology annotation, biological process: proteolysis.
CAAGCCUACAAGUAAAGAGCCUAAAGGGAAAGGGAACAAAGGGAAAGAGAUAGUGGUUGGGGGAAGUGGAACAAAAGCGUCCAACACUAAAUCAAAAACCUAUUUCCUUGAAAAUUAUAAAGUGCAAAAUUUGAGUGGUAAGUGCAAUGUGAUGAAAACUAUGAUGUUGGGAUUAAAAGAAGGGGAGCACGUUAAGGUACAUUGCACUAAAAGGACAUUCAAUAUGGAAAAGGACUUUGAAAUUAGUGUCACCGUUGAAGACACCGAUCAACUUCUCUCGGGAGCAUGGCUCAAUAUAUCAAUAAUACAAGUUUUUGCUACGGCUUUGAGUGAGUUGUGUUUUCACGAUGAUUGUCACCCCAAUAGUAUUGGAUUCAUGUGCCCGGAGAUGAUCUCGGCCACCAUGUUAAAGUCCGAUGCAGAUCGAAUUCUAUUGUACAUCACGAGGUCCAUGAGUGCACUUAGUUCUAAGACAUUCAUCUUAUGUCCAUACUACGAAAAGAGUCACUGGAUGCUUUUAGUUCUUUGCUUGUCUAAACGUGAGGUCUACAUAUUUGAUUCUCAACAGAAGAAGAGAAAUUUGAUGAUUAAGGAGCCACUAAACAAUGCUUUUCGGAGUUACAAGAGACUAGGUGGACAAUCUAAGGGAACUAAAUUAACAUGGAUUCCAGCACAGUGUGCUCAACAACCGGGAUCACUAGAUUGUGGCUACUACGUCAUGCGUUUUAUGUACGACAUAAUAAUGAAUCAUGGUAAUAGUCAAGAUCUUACUAAGGAUUUUUCAAGAACAUUGCCCUAUUCACCGGAGGAGAUUAAUGAGGUGAAAGAUUUUUGGGCAGAUUACUUCAUGAACAAUGUCGAAUUUUUAGCUUAAUUUGUAAUAUGAACUUGAUCUCUAGCUAGCUACGUACCUUUGUUGUAAUAAUUUUAUGUUUGUUGUAACAUGUUGGUUGAUCGAUCUAUGACGAAUUUAAUUGCCUUUUAUUGGGAACGUUAAUUACGUUG